This is a messenger RNA of Strongylocentrotus purpuratus (purple sea urchin), 5266 nucleotides long. Its product is annotated as E3 ubiquitin-protein ligase NEDD4. Gene Ontology annotation, biological process: regulation of dendrite morphogenesis; ubiquitin-dependent protein catabolic process. The coding region runs from base 115 to 2463 and encodes 782 amino acids. The record is from RefSeq and is a predicted model, not a curated record. The transcript is spliced from 28 exons. Lineage: Eukaryota; Metazoa; Echinodermata; Echinoidea; Camarodonta; Strongylocentrotidae. Gene Ontology annotation, molecular function: sodium channel inhibitor activity; protein binding; ubiquitin protein ligase activity.
GGGCCAGCGCUCUUGAUAUUUCUUCGGUUUAUUUAUAGAAUCGGCGAAGGUGGGACGAACGGAAAAAAAGAUUGUCAAAAAUAUCAACAUACUUGCAACAGAUACUAUUUGUACAUGGCAACAAUAUAUGGUCUCCCCGAAAUUCAGGGGGAGGCCCCUGGAACUACUCGGAUCUUGAAAGUGAGAGUAAUAGAAGGAAAAGACCUAGCUAAAAAGGAUAUAUUUGGUGCAAGUGAUCCAUAUGUGAGGAUAAAGUUGUUCAGAGGAGACAGGGAGGAAGGCAAUAUAUCAACUGUCCAGACAAGGACAAUUAAGAAGACUCUAAACCCCAAAUGGUACGAGGACUUCCGUUUUAGGGUAAAUCCAAGAGACAACAAACUACUUUUUGAAGUAUUUGACGAAAACAGGCUGACAAGAGAUGACUUCCUGGGUGUGGUUGAGAUUCCGCUUCAAAGCCUGCCUACGAUCGUACCAGGUCAAGAAGUGUUGGAAAAAGGCUACCUCUUGCGGCCAAGAAGUGUCAGGUCUAGGGUCCGUGGUAGUCUACGGAUGGCCAUAGGCUUUGUGCAUGAGGAGGACUUUCCAGAUAUGGAAGUUCAACCAGAAGACGAAGAGAUCAGGUUACCUCGUGAACCCCCUCGAAACGUCAACCUUACUCGGAGAGAUUGGGAGAUGGUGGAAGCCAAUGCCGCCAACGAUGCGUCGUCAAGGGAACAGGGUCAGAGCAGAUCCCAGGGGCCUACCGUCCCGCAGGGCUGGGAGGAGAGGGUAGAUGCUAACGGGAGAGUCUACUAUGUGGAUCACAUCAAUAGACGAACACAGUGGGUCAUGCCUACAACACCGAGUAUCACCACCACACCAACCAGAGGUGGAUCUCAGAAUGAUCAAGCUCGAGCUCAAUUCCUCGCCAGGAGGGUGAUCAGCAUUGAAGAUACCAUGGAAGGCGCCAGUGACGAAGAUACUGGAGCAGCUCCACCUCCACAGGCCCCACCUCCACAGGCAGAACCUGUCGGUGCUCCUCAGGCAAUCCAGAUUGCAGAGGAUGAUCCUCUAGGUCCGCUCCCUGAGGGAUGGCAGAUUCAGAAAGCUCCCAAUGGAAAGAAGUUCUUCAUUGACCACAACACAAGAACUACUUCGUGGGAGGAUCCUAGACGACAAAGGCAACAGGAUGAACUAGGCGCAUUACCAUCUGGAUGGGAGAUGCGUGUUUACACAGAUGGACGAGUCUUCUUCGUUGAUCACACAACCCACUCAACACAAUGGGAAGAUCCUAGAUUACAGAACCCAGCUAUUGCAGGACCAGCUGUGCCAUAUUCCAGAGACUACAAGAGGAAGUAUGACUUCUUGAAGAUGCAUCUCAAGAAACCAAGCAACAUCCCCAACCGGUUCGAGCUUAAGGUUCACAGAAACAACCUACUAGAGGACUCCUACCGUGGAAUCAGUAGUAUUAGGAGUGCAGACCUACUCAAGGCUAGACUAUGGAUCGAAUUCACCGGAGAGACUGGUCUAGACUAUGGUGGAGUAGCUAGGGAAUGGUUCUUUCUUCUCUCCAAAGAGAUGUUCAACCCAUAUUAUGGUCUCUAUGAAUAUUCUGCCAUGGACAACUACACGCUGCAAAUCAACCCUGAUUCUGGUAUCUGCAAUGAGGAUCACAUAUCCUACUUCAAAUUUAUCGGUAGAGUAGCAGGGAUGGCGGUAUUCCAUGGCAAACUUCUAGAUGCAUUCUUCAUCAGACCAUUCUACAAGAUGAUGGCUGGCAAACCAAUCACAUUACGAGACAUGGAAUCAGUGGAUUCUGAGUAUCACAGCUCCCUGCAGUGGAUCACAGACAACGACCCAGUCGACCUUGAUCUGACCUUCGCAGUGGAUGAAGAAAGCUUAGGACAGACUAAAACAACAGAGCUGAAGCCGCAUGGUGCUGAUAUCCCACUGACGAAUGAGAACAAGGCAGAGUACAUCCAACUUGUCAUUGAGUGGAGAUUUGUCAACAGGGUCAGAAAGCAAAUGGAUGCCUUCAUGGAUGGAUUUACAAGUUUAGUGCCAAGAGAACUGCUCACAAUGUUUGAUGAAAAUGAGAUCGAGCUUCUACUGAGUGGUCUUGGUGACAUCAAUGUGAAUGAUUGGAGAACUAACACAGCUUACAGAGGAGGUUACCAUGCCAACCACAUCGUCAUCCAAUGGUUCUGGAAGGCUGUCCUUGCGAUGGGUGCUGAGAUGCGAGCCAGGUUACUUCAGUUUGUCACCGGAACAUCCCGUGUCCCAAUGAACGGCUUUGCCCACCUCUACGGUAGCAACGGACCACAGCUCUUCACCAUCGAGAAAUGGGGCAGUGCUAAUGCGCUACCCAGGGCUCAUACAUGUUUCAACCGUCUAGAUCUGCCAACAUAUGAAUCCUACCAUGUCCUUCGCUCCAAGCUCCGAACUGCCGUAGAAAACACGCAAGGUUUUGAGGGUGUUGAUUAAUAGCUGCAUGGAUGGGUCCACACUACCCAUUUUCUGCGUUUGCAGUGGCGUUCAAGUCAUUGACUAUAUGUGUCUAUUGUAUUGUAUCAUAUGUUUGUGAGUUUAAUACAACUCCCUGCAUUUAGUAUCGCUUCUCUUUCUUGUAGUCAUGGGACAUGAUUAUAAUGCGCUCUCUUUGUAAAUGUACAUUUCUUUAGCUACGUUGUGUCUUUCAUGAAGCAAUGUUCAGCCUCUGAGUGAGACCUCGUCUAAAUGAUUUCUUUGAUUUUAUAUUAUUUCUGGUUUCUUUCCGCUAGCAAAUGAUUGCUUAAUCCCAAGGUUAAGGGAUCAUUCCUAUCGACAUUUAUUGAUUUCUUUGAUUUUAUAUUAUUUCUGGUUUCUUUCCACUAGCAAAUGAUUGCUUAAUCCUAAGAUUAAGGGAUUAUUAUUAUUGACAUUUUAAUCAUCCAACACCAAAUCGGUCAUUUAUAUCCCUGUUGAGUACAAACACAGAGUAGGGAAUAUUCUCUGAGCUUUAAACCUGACUCAGAAAUACAUCAUAGUUCAUGCCAGUUGUGUUUGGAAAGGCUAUAUGUCCAUAGUGAUUACAAUGAUCGUAAAAGUGGGUUUUAAUGUAGCGCUCAUGUCUUGCACGUUGCCUGUUCUGGCACUCCGUUAUCAUUACCCCAGAUUUAGCACGGCUACCAUUACAGCACUGGAGUCUUUAGAAGAAUUACUUCCUGCCGGGUCCCCAUUUACCUCACCUAGGUCGAGUGUCGGAGUGUAGCAUAUGUAGAUUGAUGUCUUGUCGAAGGACAUUAGUGCCGGGGCAGGGAUUUGAACCUUGUAGUUUGUGGUUCACAGGCUGGGGACUUAUCCACUAGACCACAACACCUCUGUACACUUUGACUGCGUCCAUUGAUUUUCCUUUAUAGACCGUUUCACUGUAUAUACCCACCCAUAUGAUAUCCCACCAUGCAACCUAUAUGACUGUGUUCAUAAAUCUUCAAAGUGGCCAAAUUUUUUACCAGAAUUUACCAUUAUUGGUUAAAAUAUUGGUAUAUAAUGUGCAAUGGCAUUGUUUCAUGUUGUAGUUGUUUGUUGGAGACACAAGAGAAUAUAAUCAGUGGUUUUACUCAAAUGAGUUAUAUUCUCACAAUAAUAUAUUAUAAAUUCAAUAACAAAAAGUUUUAAUUGCCAUUUAAUUUGUUAAAGAUAGUGCAGUUGUUGUUGCUUUUAGGCUGAAUUUGGGUAGUAAUUUUAAUUCAGAAGAUAAAUAAUAUUGCUUUUACAUAAAAUGAGUGCACCUUUGACUUAAACCAACUUAAUUUUUGGCAGGGGCUUUUUUUUUGGGGGGGGGGGGUCAAAUGUUUAGAUCUAAAAGUCACAAUAUACCUCCAUGGGUUCAAAUGUCAAAUAAGAAUAUAGAGAUAAAUGAGGGUACAGCGCUUUAAUUAAGGCUAUGAUGGUGGAAUGUCCAACGCCUUAUAUGUGUACAUAUGCAUUAGAGCAGGUAUUAUUAAUUUGUAUAGCAAGCAUAGCUAUUUAAAACUGACAAUUGUUUAAAUAUGAGACCAGUUGUAGGUUGUCAAUAUCAGUGAGGGGACAUGGGGAGGGGGGUGGGGGAGAAGGGGGCUACUGAACACUCAUUCAGAACAUGCUCAACAGUCUGAAUUUAACCCCAUGGACACAUGUCAGAGUCUUUCACAUGACCUCAGAUCAGUGAGGAUGUAUUGCAUGCAUACUAAAAUGUGGUAAUAUAUUUUCAGCAAUCUUGUGGGGUUUGAUAAUUUACAACUGAUGAAGAAGAAAAAUUUGGUUUGUCCAGAUGAACAGAGAUACACGAGAUAUAUUGUAGCCAUUCUUUCAAAUUCUAAUGAAUAUAGAUAACCAUUUCAAUUAGUUUGGCAUGCUGUUUUCUAUUUGAUUGCAAUAGAAAGUAUGUACGUAAUACUGCCCUCCAUAUACUAUUGUGGGCAUUGUUUAUUCGUGUGGGCACAGGUUCUUAAUGAACGAAUCAAGUAGCAAACAUCAGGGCCCCAUUUCACAAAACUUGUCGUCAGUGACAAAUAACAGUUCUUGUUAUAAGCUAGUGAAAUCCUUGCUUCUGAUUGGUUAUCAGCAGAUUUGUCACUGAUUUUUGUCAUUUAUCAUUGAAAAAAUGCUUUGUGAAACGGGUCCCAGGACACUGCAACCGCACUUUGAAGAUAGCCUUCAUUUUCCAACACUCGUACAUUUCUUUUGAAAUGUGCAUCGAUCAAAAUGUUUUGGAUGAACUGCACCAAUUAUGAAGUCGGGCACAACAUUCUUAGUGCCAUCUUACUUCUGUGACUGUCUUUGUACGAGAAGAUGUUUAUGAUUUAUGAAAUCGUUUGAAUGAUAUGAUACUUAACCAAGAAAUACUAUUCAUUAUUUAAGAAUGAUCAAUUUCAUUUGUAUAUGCAAUGGUUGAAAUGUACGCAAUGUAUAUAUUCAUGGAGAUAAAUACUGGUGUACAUUCGUAUCUGUGUACCUUGUAAAAUUGCUCAUAUUCUGUAGAAAAAUUAUACAUAGCUUGUAAUAUAUCCAAGAAAUGUAUUGAGUGACCUUUAUGUUGCAUUAAUAUAGUGCCUAUGGUGUAUGGUAGAUAUCUUUUCUUUUCAUUUUCUUAAGGUGUUUGAUAUUUAAAGAUGUAGUCCUUUUUAUAAAUAUCAUGUAUAGAACUAACAAGUGCAUUGUACAGCAUGUACAAUAACCAUGCAUUUUGCAAGACAGCAUUUAUAUACUAAAACAAAAUAAUAAUAAUGUAAAAUUAUUAUUGUUGUAAUUGUAAAAGCACAAUUAC